AUGAACAAGGAACGUAUAGAAUCCAAACAGAAUGUUAAGUCCCUUCUCAGUAUUCCGGAUGAUGUGUGUCUCCGGAUAUUUCGAUAUUUAUCACCAUUUGAACUCGCUCAGAUUCAAUUGUUAAAUAAACGAUUGAAUAAUCUAAGUAAUCAAGCGUUAUGGCAUUCCAUAUACGUUUAUCAUAGAGGUAAUGAUUUCCAUACUGGGAUGUAUUGGUUUAAUUAUACAUGGAUGCACUUGGAUGCAUUCUUACAUUUUUCGAGAUCUAGAAAACUCAAGAAACAAUUUAUGAAAAGAUUAAUAUUCUGCAACGAUAGUUUUAUGGCUGUAGGAUGGAUAGAGUGGUUAGAGAAGGAACUUCGUGGAUGUGAUAUAACCUUUUCGGAGGUCGCUAAUCUAGAAUCGAUAUUGAGGAUGAGAUCACGAAAUUGCGAUAAGCUUGGGCUUCUCUACAUUCCGACUAGUCUGAAUUUUUCAACUGAUAAUAUCCAUUUAAUCCGAAGUCUAAGGAUAAAAUCAGCAUCUCAAGAAUUUUGCGAAACUUGGUUACCACAAUUCACCCUGUUGAAGUCCCUUCAUCUUGAAGAGCCUAUCUAUUUUAGAUUGAAAAAGAAACUCCGCUUGACUAGUCUCUUUCUAGGAAAUCCAGAGGAUAAUGAUGAUAUAACACUGAUUAUAACUAGCGUUCUCGGAAACGUGGCUUUGCUGGAAUUACGAUCGCUACGGCUUCCGAAGAUUGAUUAUUGGAACGAGAUAAGUCAAGAACUUUUUUCCAUUGAGGAAAUCCAACUUGACAAUGAAAUCGCUCAUUUGCCAUACUACUCUUUAAGAGAGGUUCAUUACUUGAAUGAUGAUAGCGUGAACAUAGACAUGGAUUUCUUAGUCCACCAUCCAAUUACCUAUUUGUCAGUUAAUCCUGGUUAUAACUAUUCUUGCCAGCGAUUUAAUGCCAUAACCACUUUAAAAAAGGUGAAGCUAAAUCAGAAUGAAUUUAUUGUUGUUCGAUCAUCCAGAAAAGUUUCUUAUCGUCCCGUCAGUGUUAAUUACCCACAAAUUUUCAGCUAA
Molecule: messenger RNA, 1065 nt
Organism: Hemisphaericaspora subhashii
Lineage: Eukaryota; Fungi; Ascomycota; Pichiomycetes; Serinales; Debaryomycetaceae
Product: F-box protein
Exons: 1
Coding region: 1-1065 (354 amino acids)
Molecular function (GO): protein binding
Source: RefSeq, a predicted model, not a curated record